CUACUUCCCAGUUGUUUUGAACGCAGCAUAAUAUGAGCCCAUGACCAUAUCAAGACAUCAGAACUACAGUAAUAGCCGACGUUACAGCCAUGGAGGAAGUAAGAGUAUUCCCACUAUCCUGUGCGGUGCAGAACUAUGCAUGGGGGAAGGUCGGUCAGGACAGUGAGGUGGCCAAGCUGGUUGUUGGUGGGGAUACCUCAGCUGUCAUUGAAGCAGACAAACAUUAUGCCGAGCUGUGGAUGGGUGCUCACCCCAAAGGAGACGCCCUCAUCAAGGACAACAGGAUAGCCCAGAGGACGCUUGGUCAGUGGAUUGCAGACUACCCAGCAUGCUUGGGGUCAAAGGUCAAAGAUACCUUCCAGGGCCAGCUUCCCUUCCUCUUCAAGGUCCUGUCGGUCAACACCGCUCUGUCCAUACAGGCCCAUCCAAACAGGGAGUUGGCUGGGCGGCUCCAUGCUCAGUUUCCAGAGCAUUACCCUGACAACAACCACAAGCCUGAGAUGGCCAUCGCACUCACCCACUUUGAAGGACUCUGUGGCUUCAGGCCUGUGGAAGAGAUCAUUGGCUUUCUCAAAUCCGUGCCAGAAUUCCACGCCCUUGUAGGGAACGAGGCGGCGGAGGAGCUGCUGAGCAGUAUAGGGGAGGCGGGCCGCACCUCGCUGGCCUUGAAGAAGUGCUUCACCCGCAUGAUGAACUGUGAGAAGAAAGUGUUUGUGGACCAGCUCAACAUGCUGGUGAAAAGAGUCACUGAGGAAGCUGCUGCAGGGAAGGACACAUCGGGCAGUAACAGUGAACUGUUGCUCAAGCUCCACUCCCAGUAUCCGGGUGAUAUCGGCUGUUUUUCCAUCUACUUCCUGAACCGCGUGGUGCUGGAGCCAGGCGACGCCAUGUUUCUGGGUGCCAAUGAACCGCACGCAUACCUCAAUGGAGACUGCAUCGAGUGCAUGGCCUGCUCGGACAACACGGUGCGCGCCGGCCUGACGCCCAAGUUCAUCGACGUCAACACCCUGUGUGAGAUGCUGAACUACAGCCCGGCUCCAGCCAGCGCCAAGAUCUUCCCCUCCAUACAGGACCCCUCAGACCCCUUUGUCUACCUCUAUGACCCCCCUGUCCCUGACUUCACUGUCAUGAGGAUACAGGUGCCAGCCUCAGUCAGGCAGUACACGGUGGCCCCGGUGGACUGUGCGGGCAUCCUGCUUGUGAUUGAGGGUGAGGCCACCGCCACCUCUGCCGCUGCCCUAUCUGACAUCGCCCUGAGGCGGGGCACCGUCCUCUUCAUCUCAGCCAAUGAGAGCGUCUCCCUGCACGUCACGUCCCCCUCCGGAAUGACCAUGUAUCGGGCCUGCAGUCUCCUGUAGCCCCAGGCCUUCUGAUAACGUUUCAUCAAUGUUUCCUUCGUGUCAACCCAACCUGUGGUUCUCUGUGUCACUCUUCAUGCCAGGGUGUCCCCUUACCUGACUUAGGGCCAGUAGUGAUAGACUGAAGAUGGGCUACAAACAGUUUUAACCCCUUUUAACUGUGGUCUAUGUGCAGUUUACCUCUUCCAUUCCUCUUUCUCUGAAAAUCGCCCUGACAGGUACAGUAACAUACACAGCUAGUGUGUGAUACACACUUAUGGUUUGUCUACUUGCUGUGGUCCUUUUAUUCGGCCCAUGUUUCUCUGACGUUUUAUACAGUAUCGAGGCAGAGCGAUUAUAUUAUGUUUUCAUUGGUACAGUAUGCCUCAGCUCACCUCUCAGUAGAAGUGUCACAUACCAGCAUGUUCUAAUUAAUUACCUCAUAAGCAAGAAUUAUGUUUUUUUUCUAGGGCCGUGGGUGAAAUCUGUUCAAUAUUACUGCUGUUAAGACGAUACAUCCUAAAAAAAAAACAUGUCUUUUAAAAUAUUAUCAGCUGUAUUGGGAACAUUUGGCAUUUACAGUAUGCUGAGAUACCUGUGCAUGUUUGCGGAAUGAAGUUACCUGCCAUGCACACACACAUACAUAGCUGCCUGCUGCAUUCAUAAUGUACAUACAGAUAAAGCAUAUAGUAAGAAUGCACAGCUACUGUAUGGUAAGACCUUUUUCAGCUGGACCUCAAACAUUUAAGUUGGUUAAUUGACAAGUGUUUGUGCUAGGGCCUUGGCAUUUAGUGAACCAGAAUGUAUGCUGGAAGGCUGAAGCUGCAUGUGACCAUGCAAUUCAACUCACGCAUCCAACAUAAGAAAUACAUUCAGUAGUAGUCUGGACUGAAGGUGGCGUGUGAGCUGUACUGUGUCAAUGGUAACACCUCACAUAGGAUUACAGAAUACAAAGUUGGUGUUUGAGAUGGACUGCAUUGCAGUUGGUGACUGCAGACUGACAAAUCUACAAAUCAUAUUGCAUCCUAAAUGACUACUGAUUAUAAUUUGUAUAUCAGACAGACUACAUUGCAGUCUGCGACUACAGACUAUCUCAAACAUGCAAAAAAGCUUUCCCCAAAGGUCAAAAGGUGAAGUUUUGCAACAUAGCCAUAACUAGGCUAUUGAAGUUGUAUGUUAUAGUUUGUUGUUCCAAGACUGUUGGUCAUUUUGAAUUUCCUUGUGCUCCCCUUUGAAUGAAGUGCUGUUGGGUCAGGCAUGUCUGCUGGUUGGUGUUCAUUAGAGCACAUCGUAACAAAACAAAGACAAGAGUUUCUUAUUGGAGAAGUACUGAUCGUACCUCCCGGUUUCUGUUUUCUUCCAUUUUGUUCUUUAUGAACACGACCCUGGUGCUUUCAAUUGAAUAGCAAUGACCCACUUAAGAUUUGUAAAUGAAGGAUGGGAAGAUUGAGAGAGAGAACGAUUACUUAUUAAUAAGUAAUUUGUUCUGGACUUGUUUUUAUGCCAACGGGUUUUGUCCAGGAUAUUUUCGGUUACAUAGGAACUGUUUGCACUACAAUAGUUUAAAAAAAAUAUAUAUAUAUAUACACACAACCACUACUGUAGGUUUGAUAUGUCUGAUUGCAAACAAGUUGAAAGUAUAACAGUUUUACUUUAUUAAUAUUUCUGAGAAUGUUUCUUCCAAUAGAAGCUGGAAUGAGAGCAUGGUUUUGCAUUUGACUAUACUACCGUAGCAUGAAUCUCUACAGUGUGUCUGUAUGUAAACCGGAAUGAAUAAAACAUACAAUUUCUGUA
Molecule: messenger RNA, 3131 nt
Organism: Coregonus clupeaformis (lake whitefish)
Lineage: Eukaryota; Metazoa; Chordata; Actinopteri; Salmoniformes; Salmonidae
Product: mannose-6-phosphate isomerase
Exons: 8
Coding region: 90-1358 (422 amino acids)
Biological process (GO): carbohydrate metabolic process; GDP-mannose biosynthetic process
Cellular component (GO): cytosol
Molecular function (GO): mannose-6-phosphate isomerase activity; zinc ion binding
Source: RefSeq, a predicted model, not a curated record